AUGUAUUACUGGUCACAAAGACUGAUGUCACCAUCAACCGUUCGUAACGGUGAUAUUCAUGUCGACCAAUUAACACAUCGUCGCUAUAUUUGUGAUGGACUCAAAUGGUUCAGAUUGUGCACAAGAGAAAAUUGUCCUAAAGUUCCUCAUAAAGAUGGAUAUUGUGCUGUUCACUUUCGAGAAGAGGAAGAGAAAAAAAAUAAAAAUUCUAUUUUAUCAACAAGUCGACGUAGUCAACAACGGGCAACAACAUCAUUAUCAGUGGAACCCAAAGAAGAGCAAUUUGAAGAAACGCAAUCGACAUCUAAUGAAAACUUGAGUAGAAAACCGCGUCAAAAAAUAAAAAUAGCUGAUAUAUCAAGAGACCAAUCAACAUCGAUUAACCAAAAACAAAAGACGAUUCGUGGUAGUCGAAAUUCAUUAAAACAAGUUAUUAAAGAAGAAAAACAUACACCGAUAAAAGAGAAUGGCAUACACAAAAAUACUACUAUUCGUGCGAAACUAAAUGCAGCUAAACCAAUUAUCAGCGCUCUAACUCCACAUGCUGUGUCUUAUGAAACGCCUGAAUACGGUGAUAUUAAAACGACUGAUAAAAAUCGUUAUAUUUGGGAUGGUAAAAAAUGGCAAGCUCUAUGCUCGAAAGAUGAGUGUCGUCGGCGUCAGAAAUCUCAGCGUCUGUGUCUUACACAUUUCAAUGAAGAACAAGUACGAAGCAAACAUGGUGUAGUUGAAAAUCAAAAAAAUUCAGUGUUAGCAUUUGUCGUCAAAAAUGAACCAGUAGAACAAAGAAUAAGUUUACGACGGAAAAAUGGAAGUAAUGAUGCAAAACAAGAUCUUCAAGAAGAUUUUGGUAAAAAUCAACAGAAUAAUAGAAAACGACAACGUUUAUCCAACGAAAAUACAACAUUAUUAAAAGAUGUGCUUUCAGCGCCCAAACCGAAAGUUGGUGAUGAGCGGCUAAAUAGUAAACAUCAUCGGCAAGUGUUUGAUGGUACUAAAUGGCAAUCGUUGUGUAUUUUCGAGGGUGGAUGCUCUAAAAGACAACAAAGCGCUCAUUUGUGUUGUACACAUUUUAAACAACAGCACCACCGGCAACAGUAUCAAGAAGAAGACGAGGAAAUAAUUCAAAAAGAAAAUCAUCUAACACGAAAAGAAAAAAAAAAUUUCGGGCGUCGAACAAGAAAAAAUGAAAGUAAUGGUUCAGAAGAAUUAAAUAUGGCUAUUUUUGAGUGUUUACAAUCAGUAUCGAAAAUCGACGAAAUGAUAACUAAUCCUAAAACUGAACCAAUUCUAGACGAAUACGACGAUAAACACGAAAUAAAUGAAGAAUCAUUUUCGAAACGACCAAAAGUUGGUGAUAUGCGUAUGAAUCCAGUAACUAACCAGCGUUCAAUAUUUGACGGUUAUUAUUGGAAAUAUUUGUGUAUGAAAGAUAAUUGUUCAAAACGGAUAUAUUCAAGAAAACUUUGUUAUGAACAUCUUUAUAAACAACAAAUGCAUAAUCUUGAACCAAAAGAAACUCAUAAUCAUUCAAAAGAAUUAAAUGAUGCUGAUCAAAAGGCAGCUGUAAAUGGUUGUAUGGGAUGUAUAUUGUCGAAAAUAGAAUUAUCUUCUAAUGAACAACGUAGAAAUUAUAAACGUAAUCGAGAUGAAAAUUAUGAUUUUUCAUUGAUGUUACCUGAAACAAAACGUCGAAAAAAUCAAAAUGAAAUACAACAAUUUUCAUCAAGAUUAAUAAAAACGAUGAAUGAAGACACAAAUAUUAUUUUAACUCCAAAUGCGUCACAAAAACGCAAUCUAACAGUGAUGAAAAAUGAUGAACGAAAAUUUGUUAUUUCUGGAACACGUUUGACAAAACGACAAAAAGUACAACUUCAACAAUUUUUUCAAACAUUACGUGGUCAUUAUUCUAUUCAAAUUUCAUCGGUUGUUGAUUUAACAACAACACAUUUAAUAACAAAUUCAACAUCCAAACUUGUUUGUUCAUUAACAAAAAAACUAUUUCAAGCGGUUGUACAACAUAUUUUUGUCGUUUCUUAUCAUUGGAUUGAUGAAUGUUUAAAACAGCAACGAAUAAUUGAUGAACGACCAUACGAAAUUCAAGGUGAUAAACAAAAUUCAGUAACACAUCUUGGUAUGAGAAAGUCACGUUUAUCAAAACGUCCUUUAUUUGAAAAUUGUAAAAUUUUGUUUUGGGUUGAAUGUGAUUUUGUACAAAAAUUAUUUACAAAAGAAGAACUAAUAGAAAUGAUUAUAAUAGCUGGUGGUAGAACCGUAUUAAAUGCAUCAGAUUUGACUGUUGAUAAUGAAGUGUAUGUUCUGUGUGAGAAAGAGAAUAUAGUUCAAUUGAAAGAAAAAUAUGGUACUUCGACUAAUAUCCACUAUGUUAUACCGGAAUGGUUUUUGGAUUCAAUUGUUACAUAUAAAAUAUUACCUCAUAAACUAUAUUCAUGGAAAUGUUAG
Messenger RNA from Didymodactylos carnosus, 2463 nucleotides. The record is from the annotation of a GenBank genome assembly. NCBI's taxonomy places the organism in Eukaryota, Metazoa, Rotifera, Eurotatoria, Philodinida, Philodinidae.